Molecule: messenger RNA, 791 nt
Organism: Meloidogyne enterolobii
Lineage: Eukaryota; Metazoa; Nematoda; Chromadorea; Rhabditida; Meloidogynidae
Source: the annotation of a GenBank genome assembly
UUUCCCCUUAUUUUUAAAAUGAUUUUAUUUCAAUCACCAUCUAUACUAUUAUUAUUAUUUUUUCUUUUAUUUUUUUCUUUAUUUUCUGUUAAUUCUAAAAAAAUUAAAAAUCAUUACAAAACAACGGCAGCAGAAGAUCCAAUACCGGCACAGGAAAUUAAUACAAAACAAUUAAAUAAACAAAUAAAAUCUUCUAAUAUUUUACAAAAACAACCCAACCGACAACCCCCAUCACCAUCUUCCCAUUCCCCUUCCCAAACAGAACAACAACAUGAAUUUUCUAUAGAGGAUGUGGAUGAAGAACAAAUUGAUGAAAUUUUAAGGGAUACUUCCAAAAAUCUUGUUAUAUUUUUUUAUGAUGGAAGAUUAAAAUGCCCAGAAUGUAGUGUUGCCCUCUCAGAGAUUGAAGAAAUUGAUGAUGAUAUUGAAGCUACUGGAUAUAUUGAAGUUGUAAAAACUGAUGACAGAAGGGUGGCUCGUGAAUGUGGAGUAAAUACAUUUCCGGCAUUGGUAUAUUACAGACGUAGCAGUCCAAUUCUUUAUGAUGGAGAUUUUAAAGAUUCUGAAAAAGUUUUACGUUGGUUACGGGCACACGACGAAGUGGCUACUUGGGACUUGAAUGACGAUAACUUUGAAUGGAGAACACAUUCCCAUUCACCUCCAGAAGGAGCUCUUCAAUGGCUUGUUAUGUUCUAUGAUUCUGAAGAAUCUGAUUGUAAUGCUUUUGUUCCAAUGUUUGAAACAACUUCGCGGUCUAAUAAAUGUUGGAAAAGUGGACACUUCUCUUAGUG